Perca fluviatilis (European perch) is the source of this 2737-nucleotide messenger RNA. RefSeq names its product KIAA0930 ortholog. The transcript has 11 exons. The coding region runs from base 392 to 1702 and encodes 436 amino acids. The record is from RefSeq and is a predicted model, not a curated record. Lineage: Eukaryota; Metazoa; Chordata; Actinopteri; Perciformes; Percidae.
AAAACUUAACGUAGGUUACGUUAACGUUAGCUAAAACUUAACGUAUGUUACGUUAACGUUAGCUAACGUUUACGUUAGCUGUUUAGCCGGGUACUAAUAUAGCUAAACCUCGACUAACUGAUUAACUGUGAAGGAAGUGUGAGGGGUGUUUCCAGCUGAUCUGCACAACAGAAGGAGCCGAGUCUCCCCUCUCAGCAGCCCGACCUACCUGCUACUUUCUGCGGCCACAACACACCACAGCACAGCACACCGGUACCGGCUGGAGCUGUAGCUGUGCAGGAUCUUCAUCCGGAUUACUUUAAAGGAAAAACCGGGGGGGGGAUCCUCGGUUAGCUGCCGGUGCAGUCGGUAGCUGUUAGCUCCGGACUGUCAUGAUCCCUGCAGCGCGGAGAUGGCGUCCUUCCCCGGAUUGUGCAAGGCUGUCGGGCCAGCCGAAGAGGAGAACGGAGAGCUGGACGGUUCUCUGCAGCAGAUGCUGAAGGCCAUCGCCGACGAGAGGAACCGACUCAACAUCCGACAGGAGGUCAGCGGAAUCGGUGAGCUGAUCGGCCCCUUAUUUGUUCACCGUGGCCCGGUGUUCCCUCCCUGGAGGUGUAUACACACUGUUACAGGCAUCUCAAUGUUCUCCACAUAUUUCAUGGAGAAGUUCGCUCCUCGGCAGGACGACAUGCUGUUCUACGUCCGCAGGAAGCUCGCCUAUGUCAGCGCCGACAACACCGAGGGCAAAAAGGUGGAGGUGGAGGUUUACCGGAGAGACUCCAAGAAGCUGCCGGGCCUCGGCGACCCCGACAUCGACUGGGAGGAGAGCGUCUACCUGAACCUCAUCCUGCAGAAGUUGGACUACGUGGUAACGUGUGCAGUCUGCACGCGCUCAGACGCAGGAGACAUCCACAUCCACAAGAAGAAAUGUCAGGAAGUGUUUGCGUCUCCCAGCAAACACGCCAUGGACAGCAAAGGAGAGGAGUCCAAGAUGAGCUACCCCAACAUCUUCUUCAUGAUCGACAACUUCGAGGAGGUGUUCAGUGACAUGACGGUGGGCGAGGGCGAGAUGGUGUGUGUGGAGCUGGUGGCGAGCGACAAGAGCAACACCUUCCAGGGCGUCAUCUUCCAGGGCUCGAUCCGCUACGAGGCGCUGAAGAAGGUCUACGACAACCGGGUGAGCGUUGCUGCUAAGAUGGCCCAGCGGAUGUCUUUCGGCUUCUACAAAUACAAAAACAUGGAGUUUGUGAGGAUGAAGGGUCCGCAGGGCAAAGGUCACGCUGAGAUGGCCGUCAGCAGGGUGCCGACUGGAGACACUUCGCCCUGCGGCACAGAGGAGGACCAGGUGUCCCCCGAGCACGAGAGGGUGACGUCCUUCAGCACACCUCCGACCCCAGAGAGGAACCGUCCGUCCUUCUUCUCGCCGUCUCUGAGACGUAAAGUGCCCCGAAACCGAAACGCAGAGAUGAAGAAGUCUCACUCGGCCAACGACAGCGAGGAGUUCUUCAGGGAGGAAGAAGACGAAGAUCUUCACACCACCUCCAACCUGCGCUCGCGCUCUCUGUCGGGGACCCAGCGCUCGUUGGUCGGCUCCUGGCUCAAACUGAACCGGAGCGAGGACUUCUUCCUGCUCUACUCCCACCUGACCUACGUCACGCUGCCGCUGCACCGCAUCACCACAGACAUCCUGGAGGUGAGGCAGAAGCCCAUCCUGAUGACAUAGCAGAGCUGGACUCCCUCAGAGCAUCACUACCAAGUGCCUCCUGCAUCAGGCCACAGAGACCACAGCAGCACCCACGCUGGGGCCCCAGGGAAAGGCCCCCCAGGUGUCCACGCUGAGCCACCAACAACCAAACAUCUGCCCCCCCCCCCCAACCCAUCCGAGACGAGUCAGAGGACACGACGACAAACAAACCAACCAGCCAUUCAGGAAGUGCCUCUUAUUCUUCUUCUUCUUUUCAGUUCCUGCUGCGUCCGAGGUCGUCUCGGCGGACACAUGACCUCAGCGUGAAAAGGGAUUGGCUGAACUCUGACCAGGAAGUGAGGAAUGUGUGUUUAUCCUGUAAAUAUCCUGCUGCUUUACUCACGGAGACGCCUCGACUAAAGGUUCUGCUCUUAACCACACGGUCUGUUUCUGUUCCACUCACCGUGGCUUUUCCUUUCUGUUUUUAUAUAUAUAUAUCUAUAUAUAUCUAUAUCUACGCCAACGGGAGGCCAGAGGGAUUCUGGGAGUCUGAGUCAUGUAAAGUGUUUUGUAGACGGCUUCGGUCCUAUAACCAGCGGAGUCCAAUCAUCUCUUACAUCACAACUAGUUGCUUAAUUAACACUCAUGUUCAUCGAUUAAUUGACAGAUAUUUCUCUCAAUUGGUCUCUGAAAGCUUAAAAAAUAUGAAAAAACAACUAAUGUUCAUCCCAACUUUGACUUUAUGUCGGUUAUUCUGCCAGAAAAAUGUCCCAAAAGUGCUGAAAUAACAAUAAGAAGCACAUCUGAGAACCUGUAACCAGCAAACUAUUUGGUACUUUUACUUAAGUUUAUAUAUUCAGCAGCAUAAUAAAUUUCUUUUUGCUUAACUACUGAAUUGUCGAAUAGUGAGUGAAGGGGACAUUUUGAGUUCACAGCAACAAGUAUGUUGAAUGUGACAAUUAUAACUAUUUAAAUAAAAAAACUAAUUUAACUUUUAUUUUAAAAAAUGAGUCAAUUUAUUGCGCUUAAAUAAUUCAUAGAAAUCUGAAUAAAAUUGUGACUUUACUCUUGAAA